AUGGCCGACACGUGUAUCGUCUGCCUCGGUGACCUCGACGGCGGCAGCUCUGAGCUCUCACCUCCAGACGGCCAAGCUGUCAAUCACGAUGAUGCGCUUGGAUCCGCCACGGGUACUUCCGCCAAUCAUCAUCUCGAAACGCAGGGCCACAACCACAACCACGCCCACGCCCACGCCCACGCCCACAUCCCCGACGACGAGCUCAUAGCCCAUCUGCUACCCUGCGGCCACAACCUGCACAACGACUGCCUGAAGCCUUGGGUGGAGAGAGCAAACAGCUGCCCAAUAUGCAGAGCCAGCUUCAACAUGGUCGAGCUCCGCGCCAAGCUGGAUGGCCCGACCCUCUCUUCCUACGCCGUCUUGGACAAGCAGCAAGUGGCCGAAGUAGAUCCCCUCAUGAUUAUCGACGACGAAGAUAACGACGAUCUCUUUGAUGAAUACUCCGAGUCUUGGGAACCGUGCCUGGUAUGCGAAGAGUACGGCGAUGAGUCGCAACUCAUGCAAUGUGAUGGUCCUGGCUGCACUUCCAGCUCUCAUGUUUUUUGCGCUGGCCUAGACAGGGUUCCUUCCGGAUUGUGGUUCUGCCACAACUGCUUAGAGCAUCAACAGGCGGCUGCUGCAGCCGGUCGCGCAUCUCCCGGAAGGCGUGCGGGUUCUGCGCGGCGUGGAAGACGUGGACAUAGGACACCCAACGAGUGGGCGAGAGUUUGGCAAUCUGUCCGGAACCGAUUGCACUUGGAUCUCGACUUCCCCUUUGACGACGAGUCCGCUGACGAGCAGCAAAGGGCCGCUGCUCAACGUCGGGAAUUCAAUGAGUGGCAGCGCAGAUUCCAAGUUGCCGCUCGUCAGGGUAGUGGCGACAGGUUCAGACGAAACGCCGCCGCUGUACUCCGCCCUCAUACCCAUCGUGUGGCCCAGGAGCCCCCCAAGCCCGAGUCUCAAGAAGAGUUGCGGGCAUGGAAUGCUUUCGACAAAGCCAGAGAGGUUCAAGGAAGCGCGCCACCAACAAACCGGAGAAAGCGGAAGUCCACCCCAUCCUCUCCCGCAGAAGGUCAACCUGGAGAGCCCGAGCGGAGACUGAAGAGGCCUUGCACUCGAGUUGAGCGGUACCAGGAAGGCAGCUCCACCGAUUUUGCUCCUGAGUCUUCGACCGCUGGCCGGGCUGGAUCUAGGAACACUACUGUGGCGCCGUCGCUUGCCUCCGAAAGAGCCAAUGGUGCAAGCGCUCCCAGUUUCUUACAGUCGCUACUCAAGGAGGUAGAGACGUAUCCGGCGUCCGUCCAUUCCGGCACCGAAGGGCUGCAGAAGAAUGCAGGCAAUCUGUUUCUGAGUGACCAGUCGCUAUCCCCGGGACUUACAUCACCGGACGCCUCGCCUGGAGGCUCAAACGUCCCAACUCCGCGUGCCAUGACGCCACCUCCAUUAUCACUCUCUCGACCAGCAUCGCCACCACUAACUUCGAUGAUAUCACCCGUCUACCCAGCUGUACUGCCGUAUGCGCCUUUCUCACCCGCCGACGACGACCGUGUUCAAGACCACGACGAGAACGAUCGUGCGAGGUCGCGACAUCGCAAGCCGGACCAUCCUUCCCCAGCCACGAGCCCCGUUCGUGCGAACGAUGUCUCGUCACCGCCACGCACCACGAUGUCGUAUUCGACCAAGUCGGAGAUACAGCGCAUGGUGAAGGCGGCGCUGAAGCCGCGGUACCAGAAGCAGGAAGUCGACAAGAAUCAGUACACAGAGAUCAAUAUGAAUGUCUCGCGGUUGAUGUAUGACAAGAUUGGAGACGCGAACGGGUUGGUAGAUCAGAAGUCUAGAGAUGAGUGGCAGAAGGUUGCUGCUGACGAGGUCGAGAAUGCCGUCAGGUUACUGCGUGCAGCCGAUUCAGCGUCCGCGGCGUCGUAA
This is a messenger RNA of Coniosporium apollinis CBS 100218, 1905 nucleotides long. RefSeq lists its product as uncharacterized. The transcript has 2 exons. The record is from RefSeq and is a predicted model, not a curated record. NCBI's taxonomy places the organism in Eukaryota, Fungi, Ascomycota, Dothideomycetes. The coding region runs from base 1 to 1905 and encodes 634 amino acids.